Molecule: messenger RNA, 720 nt
Organism: Batrachochytrium dendrobatidis JAM81
Lineage: Eukaryota; Fungi; Chytridiomycota; Chytridiomycetes; Rhizophydiales
Exons: 5
Coding region: 1-720 (239 amino acids)
Biological process (GO): retrograde vesicle-mediated transport, Golgi to endoplasmic reticulum
Cellular component (GO): Golgi apparatus; endoplasmic reticulum; SNARE complex
Molecular function (GO): SNAP receptor activity
Source: RefSeq, a predicted model, not a curated record
AUGACUGAGUUGCUACGUGCUAGAUUGGAUGGGCUAAUAUCCAAUACAGAACAAAACAUAGCAUCAUUAGAAAAUGAAUCAUCAAAACUAACUGUCACUGGAUUAGCAACCACCAUACCCAAACUAUUUUUAUCUCUAAAAACUCUUAUCGAGGAAUCUGAAGAUGCUUUACUCGAUAUAAAACGACCAAGCCAGAAAGCUGCACUCGCACAAUCCAUUGCUCAACAAAAACAAGCAGUUAAACUUUUGCAGCAACGGUUUCAAACUGCUCUUGUGACUGCUCGUAAAGCAAUAAAAACCAAGGCCCAAAACGAUAGAGAAUCACUUUUAGCACUUGGUUCAGCAAGCAAAACAGAUAGAUCAAAUGCAGCAGCCAUACAAGCAAGUAACGACAUCACUUAUGGAUUGAAACAGGCAGUGCAAAUGAUAUCUGCAGAAGUCGAGCGAAGUAUAGAAACAGUAAACACUCUAGAGCAAUCUACAAACACACUGAACCGUACCCAGCAAGAGUAUAGCAUGAUUGGAGAUAGGCUUGGCGUGUCUAAAUCCAUCAUAUCAUCGCUCAACAGUCGCGACUGGAUGGAUCGAGCAUUGCUUGGUGUUGGAUUACUUGUAUUUACACUGACAAUGAUGUAUAUUAUUGGCAGAAGAAUGUGGAUACCGGGAUACGCAUGGAUUUCGGGUGAAUGUGCUAUGAGUACAUCGUGGUUUUGUUUCUAA